Hyla sarda is the source of this 2310-nucleotide messenger RNA. It is a transcript of the gene USP14, whose product is annotated as ubiquitin specific peptidase 14. The record is from RefSeq and is a predicted model, not a curated record. The coding region runs from base 277 to 1752 and encodes 491 amino acids. Gene Ontology annotation, molecular function: proteasome binding; cysteine-type deubiquitinase activity; protein binding. The transcript has 16 exons. Gene Ontology annotation, biological process: protein deubiquitination; regulation of proteasomal protein catabolic process; proteasome-mediated ubiquitin-dependent protein catabolic process. Lineage: Eukaryota; Metazoa; Chordata; Amphibia; Anura; Hylidae.
UGACUUCUCAGGAAGCGAAAGUGUAAACGCUUCCGGGUUAUUGGACAGGAGCCUGGCUGCCAUUGGUCGGGCUGUCAAACUGGUGACCUGUGAUUGGCUGCAGAGUGGCCGGGCUGGUGUGUGAUUGGCGACGUUACCGGGUUGUACUUUGGGAUUGGUUCGAUAGUCGGUGCAGCGUGUGAUUUCGCAGCGUCACUGCUGUGCGGGGCCCUGUUUGAAUGAGACUGGGUGAAGGCGGCUGCCAGGAGAGCGGAUCGUGCGCCCCGAGAACCCACCAUGCCCAUCUAUACAGUGAACGUGAAGUGGGGGAAGGAGAAGUUUGAUAAUGUUGAGCUGAACACCGAUGAGCCUCCGAUGGUCUUCAAGGCCCAGCUCUUUGCCCUGACUGGGGUACAGCCAGACAGACAGAAAGUCAUGGUUAAAGGAGGAACCUUAAAGGAUGAUGAUUGGGGUAACCUUAAGAUAAAAAAUGGCUUGAGCCUGUUGAUGAUGGGCUCUGCUGAAGCUCUCCCUGAGGAGCCUGCGGUGAGGCCCAUAUUUGUAGAAGACAUGACAGAGGAGCAGUUGGCUUCUGCAAUGGAAUUGCCUUGUGGAUUAACAAACCUUGGGAACACUUGUUACAUGAACGCAACAGUUCAGUGUAUUCGCUCGGUGCCAGAGCUAAAAGAGGCUCUUAAGCGCUAUACGGGUGCCCUAAGAGCUUCUGGUGAAAUGGCCUCUGCUCAGUAUAUUACUGCAGCCCUACGUGAUCUAUAUGAAUCAAUGGAGAAGACCUCUUCCAGUAUCCCGCCAAUCAUCCUGCUUCAGUUCUUGCACAUGGCCUUCCCACAAUUUGCAGAAAAAGGGGAACAAGGACAGUAUCUACAACAGGAUGCCAAUGAAUGCUGGGUACAAGUUAUGAGGGUGCUUCAGCAGAAGUUGGAACCUAUAGAAGGAGACACAGAAAUGGAGACCGAUUCAGAAGCUGCUGCUGCUGCUGCUGCACCAAAGAAGAAGAGUUUUAUUGACCAAUUUUUUGGCAUUGAGUUUGAUGCAACCAUGAAAUGUACUGAAUCGGAAGAGGAAGAAGUAACCAAAAGCAAAGAAACUCAACUCCAGCUCAGCUGCUUCAUAAACCCAGAAGUGAAAUAUCUCUUCACAGGCCUCAAACUGCGCCUUCAAGAUGAAAUCACCAAACAUUCUCCGUCAUUACAAAGGAAUGCUUUAUAUAACAAAACUUCCAGGAUAAGCCGUUUACCCGCCUACUUGACAAUCCAGAUGGUGCGGUUCUUUUAUAAAGAGAAGGAGUCUGUGAAUGCCAAAGUUCUUAAGGAUGUAAAAUUUCCUCUCAUGCUGGAUAUAUAUGAGUUAUGCACACCGGAGCUGCAGGAGAAGAUGGUCCCUUACCGAUCUAAGUUUAAGGAUGUAGAGGAUAAAGUUUCAGGGCAGCCACCUAAAGCAAUCCAGACUGCACAAAAAGAAGUGAAGUAUGAACCUUACUGCUUUCCGGAUGAUGUUGGUUCCAACAAUUGUGGUUAUUAUGAACUGCAGGCAGUUCUCACGCACCAGGGAAGAUCAAGUUCUUCAGGACACUAUGUUUCAUGGGUCAAGAGGAAACAUGAUGAAUGGAUAAAAUUUGAUGAUGACAAAGUGAGCAUUGUGUCUCCUGAAGACAUACUGAGGUUGUCAGGAGGAGGAGACUGGCAUAUAGCAUAUGUUCUUCUAUAUGGACCCAGGAGAAUCCAAGCUACUGAAGAAGAAGCAGAACAAUAAUGACAUUUGUCGUUUUAGUCAUUUUUUUUUUCUUAGGUGUGAAAUAAAUGUUCUACGAUUAGAAUCGCCUGACCUGGAUUUUUUUUACUUAAUUUUUUUUAUUUUAUUUUAGAGGAAGGUGGGAAUUGUAUAGUUCAAUUCACCUUGGUGCAAAAACUGUGAUAAUCCUCACUAUUUCUAUUUGAAGAGCUGUAAAAAAACUAAAGCUACCUUUUUCCUAUUGUCUUAAAAAAAUUUUAGAAUUGGAAUGAAAAAAUGACUAAAUGUCCAGCCACUGCCCGGUGGUGCUAAAACUAUUUUUGUACACCAUAACGGAACGACAAUAUUUAUUGCACACCUACAUCAUUCAUUGUUACUAUUGCAUGGUUUAUACCACAGUACUUGCCGUCGCCUUAUCUGACGUUCUGCCAGGAAGGAGGAAGUAUACGUGUUGCCUCAUUGUAACAGUGCUGCUUCCCAUAACUUAAGACAUGGCCACAGUCGUGUGUCCAGCUUCAUCUAUCUGGUCCAGGCCAAUGUUGGCAUUCUGGUGACUUCAGAAUAAAAUUGUGAUCAAUU